This is a messenger RNA of Melospiza georgiana, 5347 nucleotides long. It is a transcript of the gene TLL1, whose product is annotated as tolloid like 1. The transcript is spliced from 21 exons. NCBI's taxonomy places the organism in Eukaryota, Metazoa, Chordata, Aves, Passeriformes, Passerellidae. The coding region runs from base 294 to 3428 and encodes 1044 amino acids. Gene Ontology annotation, molecular function: zinc ion binding; calcium ion binding; metalloendopeptidase activity. The record is from RefSeq and is a predicted model, not a curated record. Gene Ontology annotation, biological process: proteolysis.
GAGCGGGACGCGGGCAGCAGCCGCCACCGCCGCCGCCUCCGCGGGAAGUUUGGCUGGGUUUUGACAGAGGCGAGGGGAAGCCCUGACAGACAGGAUCUCCCGGACUGAGUCCACCCCCUGCGCCCACCCACACACCCAGCGACUUUUCCCCGGCGAGGGGGCAGGGGGGGAAGCGACGCUCAUGCUCCUCACUCUGUGUCGCACCCGUCUGACUGGGGCUACCUAGGGAGCACAGUCUCUUGGAAGAGCCUCCAGGUGGAGAAGGAAAAAAAUACCAUCCUCCCCCAAAACCUAUGGUUUCUCCAUCCCUUACCCUCCUUUCCCAAGCCGGCGUGGACAGCAGAGCCGGCCGCCUAGUUCACCCUCGCCCUGCUCGCCACCUCUCCGCCCGAGGGAGGAUGAAGAUGCUUUGCUGGAGGAUGGCACUGUGGCUCGCCGGGUGGACUGUCUGCGGGAAGCCUUCUUCCUGCUCUGGCCUCGAUUAUGACUACACUUACGAUUUCACUGAAGAGGAUAAAGCCGAGGCGAUAGAUUAUAAGGAUCCUUGCAAAGCUGCUGUCUUUUGGGGAGAUAUUGCCUUAGAUGAUGAAGACUUAAAAAUCUUUCAAAUUGACAGGACGAUUGACCUUACGCAGCACUCCAACGAAAGACUUGGCCAUAACACAGGUGGCUUUGGAGAGCAUGGAAUGUCAAAAAAACGCGGUGCCCUCUAUCAGCUUAUAGAGAGGAUAAGAAGAUUUGGCUCUGGUUUUGAGCAAAAUAAUACAUCUAAAGGAAGAACUACUGUAAAAUUCUCAGGGAAAAAUGAGAAAAACCGAUUUCCCAGAGCUGCUACAUCACGAACAGAAAGAAUAUGGCCAGGUGGUGUCAUUCCAUAUGUAAUAGGAGGAAAUUUCACUGGCACGCAGCGCGCCAUGUUCAAGCAGGCCAUGCGGCACUGGGAGAAGUACACCUGCGUCACCUUCAUCGAGCGCAGCGACGAGGAGAGCUACAUUGUCUUCACCUACAGGCCCUGUGGGUGCUGUUCUUAUGUGGGUCGAAGGGGAAAUGGUCCUCAGGCUAUAUCUAUUGGCAAGAACUGUGAUAAAUUUGGCAUAGUUGUCCAUGAGUUGGGUCACGUGAUAGGUUUUUGGCAUGAACAUACACGACCAGACCGUGAUGACCAUGUCAGCAUCAUUAGAGAGAACAUCCAACCUGGUCAGGAAUACAACUUUUUGAAGAUGGAGCCUGGAGAGGUGAACUCCCUGGGGGAACCAUAUGACUUUGACAGCAUCAUGCACUAUGCCAGGAACACCUUCUCAAGGGGCAUGUUUCUGGAUACCAUUCUCCCUUCCCGUGAUGACAAUGGUAUACGACCUGCCAUUGGCCAGCGUACCCGUCUAAGUAAAGGAGAUAUUGCACAGGCAAGAAAGCUGUAUAGAUGUCCAGCCUGUGGAGAAACACUGCAGGAAUCUACAGGCAACUUUUCUUCUCCUGGAUUUCCAAAUGGUUAUCCUUCCUACACACACUGCAUAUGGAGAAUCUCUGUGACCCCAGGAGAGAAGAUCGUUUUAAACUUUACCACCAUGGACCUUUACAAGAGCAGUCUCUGUUGGUACGACUAUAUUGAAGUAAGAGAUGGCUACUGGAGAAAAUCCCCUCUGCUUGGCAGGUUUUGUGGUGACAAACUGCCAGAAGUGCUCACAUCCACCGACAGCAGGAUGUGGAUUGAGUUCCGCAGCAGCAGCAACUGGGUUGGAAAGGGUUUUGCAGCUGUUUAUGAAGCUAUUUGUGGAGGUGAAAUCCACAAAAAUGAAGGCCAGAUCCAGUCUCCCAAUUAUCCUGAUGACUACAGACCAAUGAAGGAAUGUGUGUGGAAAAUAACAGUGUCUGAAAACUACAAUGUAGGAUUAACCUUUCAAGCAUUUGAGAUUGAAAGACAUGACAACUGUGCGUAUGACUACUUGGAAAUCCGAGAUGGAACAAAUGAGAACAGUCCUUUGAUUGGUCACUUUUGUGGCUAUGACAAGCCAGAAGACAUUAGAUCUACCUCUAAUACCCUGUGGAUGAAGUUUGUGUCUGAUGGAACUGUUAACAAAGCAGGGUUUGCAGCUAACUUUUUUAAAGAGGAAGAUGAAUGUGCCAAACCUGACAAUGGGGGCUGUGAGCAGCGCUGUGUGAAUACCCUGGGCAGUUACCAGUGCGCCUGCGAUCCUGGCUACGAACUUGGUCCUGACAAGAAGAGUUGUGAAGCUGCUUGUGGAGGACUCCUGACAAAGCUAAAUGGGACUAUAACCACACCAGGGUGGCCAAAAGAGUAUCCUCCAAACAAAAACUGUGUGUGGCAGGUGGUUGCCCCAACACAAUACCGAAUUUCAAUGAAGUUUGAGUUUUUUGAGUUAGAAGGGAAUGAAGUUUGCAAGUAUGAUUACGUGGAGGUUCGCAGUGGCCUUUCUUCUGAUUCCAAGCUGCACGGUAAAUUCUGCGGUUCGGAAGUGCCUGAAGUCAUCACCUCCCAGUACAACAACAUGCGCAUCGAGUUUCGCUCUGACAACACUGUCUCAAAGAAAGGCUUCAAGGCACACUUCUUCUCAGACAAGGAUGAGUGUUCCAAGGACAACGGGGGCUGCCAGCACGAGUGCAUCAACACAGUGGGAAGCUACGUCUGCCAGUGCCGGAAUGGAUUCGUGCUACAUGAAAACAAACAUGACUGCAAGGAAGCUGAGUGUGAGCAGAAGAUCCACAGUCCCAACGGCAUCAUCACGAGUCCCAACUGGCCUGACAAGUACCCCAGCAGGAAGGAGUGCACGUGGGAAAUCAGUGCCACCCCUGGGCAGAGGGUCAAACUGACAUUCAAUGAAUUUGAAAUAGAGCAACAUCAAGAAUGUGCUUAUGACCACUUGGAAGUGUUUGAUGGUGAAAGUGAAAAAUCGCCAAUCCUGGGACGCUUAUGUGGCAAUAAAAUACCAGAUCCUCUCAUUGCUACUGGCAACAAAAUGUUCCUCCGCUUUAUUUCUGAUGCUUCAGUUCAAAGAAAAGGCUUCCAAGCAACUCACUCUACAGAGUGUGGUGGUCGUUUGAAAGCUGAACUGAAGCCCAAGGACCUGUACUCACACGCUCAGUUUGGUGAUAACAACUACCCGGUGCAGGCCGACUGCGACUGGCUGCUGGUGGCCGAGCGCGGCGCCCGCGUCGAGUUGAUGUUCCAGACUUUCGAGGUUGAGGAAGAGGCAGACUGUGGCUACGACUACGUGGAGCUUUUUGAUGGUCAUGAUAAGACAGCAGUGAGACUUGGUCGAUUUUGUGGAUCUGGGCCACCAGAAGAAAUUUAUUCAGCAGGAGAAUCUCUUUUACUUCACUUUCACACUGAUGAUACAAUCAACAAGAAAGGAUUUCAUAUACGAUACAGAAGUAUAAAAUAUCCAGAUAGCGUGCACACCAAAAAAUAACACAAGAACGUCCAUGCCAGAAAAAAAGAGUGAGAAAGAAAGAACACGCAGUGAAAGGAAGGAAGGCGUGUCAUUUUUUUAAAAAACUGAAGUUAUUAGCACAAAUGAUUAAUAUAAGUUCAGUUGAAAUGCUGACUUAUAAUACCAGAGACUGAAAUAAAAUAAAAGAAGAAAAUCACCUAUCCCAGUGGAAUAGUCAAGAGGACGAUGUGCAGGCUCCAAACUUGACUGUCUCUGCAGAGCUUGUGAAAGGACUUGGCAUGCAGGGAGAAUAGAAAAGCUUUUGUUCAUGGUCCAGUAUUUGCUGGAACCCCGCGUGUGGAUUCAAUCAGUUUCAUUCAGGGGAAGUGACCCUCUAGAUCAUUCUUCCCUCUGACUAUUGUAUGGUGUCUAGAAGGAAAAGAAGCUCUUUUAGGUCACACACUCAAAUAUUGUCCUUCUACCUAGUUGCUUUGACUUUGAAUCCUGCGUACGGUGUGUACGAGGACUUGGAAGAAGAUACAAAAUGGGAAGGCCUUCCUGCAUUGUUCUGUAUUUUUUAUAAAUUCACCUGUCAUAUCAGGUUAUCAGUGUUUUGAAACUGGAAAAUCCUACUUCUGAAACAUAGCUGAUCUAUAGAGUAUUUUGUUUAACUAAUGACUGAGAAGUCUGAACUGUUACAUCAGUCAUCACUAGUGACCAAUCACUAGCUGACUGAAUUUUAAUGGUAUAAGCAUCUGAAAAUGUUUGGUUUACUGGUUAAGUAAGCUAUCUCCGAUGAUGUGCUCUUAUUUUGCACUGAAUAUAGAAAGAGACUGAAAUGAAAACCUGUCCUGAAUCAAAAUCUGUAUCCAUGAAAAAGAGAAAUGGUCAAGGAUCAUCUGAAACUCCUCCUACUGAAUUUUUUUCAGCAGUACAUUUGAAACCACUGCUAAGCUUUAUUUCUUUGGACCUUUUUGUGAAUGAGCUAUUUGCUGGAUUCAGUUACUCAGAAAUGAGGCUGCAGUAGUGUCCAAAAGACAAGUUUCCCAAAGAGGUUUUUGUUAGGUUUUUUUCCUAAGAGCAAGACUAUCCAUGAUGGUGAAAAAAGCAGAAUGAAACAACAGACCCAGGAUCUUUUUGAUAUCAAGUGUGAAUUUCUAUGGUGCUAUUCCAUGAACAUAAAAAAAAAAAAAAAAAAAAAAAAAACAAAAAAAAAAAAACCCAAGAAGUUUUAGACUUUUGAGCCAACAGUUUGCAGAUCGUGAAUGUCUCACUAUACCUGGCUGCAUCUGGAGAAGGAAGGCUUUACUGCUCCGAUGGAAAGUGGGUUGCAAUGGCAGUGCUAUUCCUGUGGAACAACUACUAUUAUUGCCUUAGAAUCCUCGCACACAAUCAGACAGAUCUUCCUGUAGAUACACUCCUAAUUUGAUAAAUAAUUUGACAUCUUGAGCAUCUUAGCAUACACUAACAAAAGGAUCUUCAAGCAAAAGCCCCAUCUGCAGAGAGAGAUCAUCUGCUGUAAAUACAGAGACCUGCUUUUGAUGUAGAGAUAUGUUACAUUUAGAACUGAGAUAUUCUAUGUGCUUUAGGCCGUACAUGGCUCUAGUCAUAAUGUAUAUGCAUUAUGUAAGUAUUGUAUGAAUGAGUGCUCCAGGAGAGUGAGAGCUAUUGUAUGGGUGAACAUGGAAUUGUUUCUUUAUGUGCCAAGUUCUAUCAGGACCCUGUUUGACUGUAGCAACUUUUCUUUAAAGGCUGCAUAGACAGAUAACAAAGACUUCUAGUUUGCAAGAAUCAAGUUUAAAUGAAGUAUUAUGUUUCACUUAUAAGAAAUAUUAUUUUGAUAUCCUUUGAUGUAAGUUGCUACUCAAAUUAGCUUAGUUUAUGUUUCCUUCUAUGAACAUACAUUGGCACUAAUAAAUCUGACCUUUUUUUACAAAAAUAAAAACUGAAUGUCCGUA